AUUUUUAAUACAGUUCCUAUUUUACUUAUAAUCGUUGCUAAAAUGUUGACCAAAAAAGUAUUGUUAAUUAUCCUUACCGGUGUCAUCGCGAUUGCCAUAUUGAUUGCUGGAUUUAUGCUGCGGAAUAAACAACAGGACGAUUACAGACCAGUUGCAAUUUUAGGACCAGUCGAGCUUCCAAAAGCACCACAUUGGGACCCACAUCGAGGAACGGGAACACUUUUUUUUGUGGACGUGUAUAAUUCAGUAGUUCAUAGAUAUGAACCAAAAAAGAAGAGGCAUACAUUUGCGAAAGUCGGUGAACGAGAACUAGCAUUCAUAAUCCCAAUAGUCAACACGACGAAUAAAUUCAUAAUCAGUUACGGAUCAAAUCUAGCUGUAAUCACAUGGAACGGAACAAACGAAACGACCCCAGUAACUCCAAUUGAAGUCGCUAACAUAGACCCUGGAAACUAUGUAUAUCGAGCCAACGAAGGCAAAGUUAGUCCAUCAGGAUCGCUUUUUGUUGGAACGCAUAGUCCGUUUGAAAAUGGCAAUUUUAGCUUAAACAAGGCAGGAUUGUACGCUUGUAGUAAAACUCUCAAAUGUAAGAAAGUCCUCAGUGAUGUUAGCGUAUCAAAUGGUAUGCAAUGGAGCGCCGAUGCUAAGAAAUUCUAUUACAUUGAUUCUUUGGCUUACACCGUUGAAUCGUUUUCGUACGAUAAAGAGACAGAUGCCUUGAGUAAUCGAGCGUUGAUAUUUAAUUUCACUGAAGCAAGGGUUCCAGGAGUACCCGAUGGUAUGACAAUUGAUAAUGAAGGAAUGAUCUGGGUAACAGCUUUCAAUGGACAUCAAGUCCUUCGUAUAAACCCCGAAACUCGCGAAGUACUCGAAAAAAUAGAACUAGACGCCUUACAAAUAACUUCAGCCGCAUUCGUUGGAUCGGAAUUGGGCGAUUUUUACAUCACUAGCGGAGCUUAUAAACUAACCGAACAACAGAAAAAGGAUUAUCCGCAUUCGGGAUAUAUUUUCCGAAUGUCCAAUUUCAGAGUUACAGGCAGAGCAGGAGUUCCAUUCGACUUAGACCCUCAAUACUUGCAAUAAACAUCCUGCAUACCUACCUAUACUCGUACCUACUAAUUUUAAUUCUUUGUAUUUAUUAAUUUAUACUUUGAUUUUAACAUUUUUCCUACGUGUAUAUUGUAUGUAUUGUGAAUCCUGAAUCAUGUGUAAGAGCUUAGCUAUUAAGUAGGUAGACCAUCUGACUACCGAGGGAAUUAUUUUAUUACGCUAUGACGUAAUCAAUGGAAGAUAAUUUGGUACGCUUAACCUUGAGUACAGCGGGGGAAAAGUUCGUCGUGUUAGAUUCAGCAUGCUCUCUAUAAAUCGAUAGUAGUAUUUCUUCUGGUUUGUUGCGGUACGAUGAAACAAUCGCUUUAGAAGAAAGAUUCGUCCAUUAAUCGUGUUCGUUGAAGCUUUUUUUUAAAACUGUGAUAUCAAAUAAGAUGAAAUAUUAACGAAUAAGUGAUGAACUUACGUUUAAUGUAAAAGCUACUAUAAUCCAAUUGUAUUGCUCGAUUGUUCUUUCCAAAACAGCGAAACUAUAAAGUAAAACAACGUAAAGUAAGUUUCAUUCGUGGUUACCUACUGUAUAAAUAUCAGAAAUAUUAUUAUAAGUAAUUCAUUUUCCUACUAGUUAUACGCAUAUUUUUGUAAUAAAUGAGUUUAUAUAAAUUAAGAAAAGUGAAUCUGAAAAACGUAAGAAAAACCAAAAAUAAUGCAAUGUUUUAAAACACACCCAUAAGUAAUGUAUAACUUUGUGUCGUUUCUAAUAAUUAAUAAACGUGUGAUAAUGAGGUA
Planococcus citri (citrus mealybug) is the source of this 1839-nucleotide messenger RNA. Its product is annotated as regucalcin-like. Lineage: Eukaryota; Metazoa; Arthropoda; Insecta; Hemiptera; Pseudococcidae. Gene Ontology annotation, biological process: L-ascorbic acid biosynthetic process. Bases 43 to 1083 code for a protein of 346 amino acids. The transcript is spliced from 5 exons. Gene Ontology annotation, molecular function: calcium ion binding; gluconolactonase activity. The record is from RefSeq and is a predicted model, not a curated record.